AUGCUGGAGCCAAGCAUUCUGCCCACUUCCUGUAGCAGUGCUUUUCUGCAGGCAUCAUAUUUUAUGCAUUUUGGUCUUUAUGCUCGUCGAGUUUCUCUGCCCUACUCUUUGGGCAUGCGUGAGUCUACUCUUUCCCAAUUCCAAAAAAGGCGACAAGAGGCAAAAUACCCGACUACACAAUCGACUCGGUCUCUUCCCCUUUUCGUGUCCUCUCGCAUUCCCUUCUCUUUUACUCUUCUUUUUGUCCAUCUUCUCUUCGCCUCCACAUGCGGCCUGCCUCUGGUGAUCAGACAAGUGAAUCAUCCCAACGGAAUUAACUGCUUUGGCCGGCUCGUUCUGCCACCUCUUUCUAUCCCCUCCACGCCGGUUUCUGCAUGCAUUUCGGCUUGCGAAUGCGCCUGCAAUUUAUCGCGCUCCUGCGAGACCCGCUGUGGGGAGUUUUCAUUAAAGCGAUAG
Molecule: messenger RNA, 456 nt
Organism: Protopolystoma xenopodis
Lineage: Eukaryota; Metazoa; Platyhelminthes; Monogenea; Polystomatidea; Polystomatidae
Source: the annotation of a GenBank genome assembly